AUGCAGAAAAGUGAUUUUAUCGCGUUUUCGCAACUUGCUCCUGUUGUCAGGUCUCGACCUGAUCCUGUAAAAGGCAGCUUGUCCGAACUCUUCUGCCAAUCCUCAGCCUUAAACAGUAGAUUUGGUAGAUUCCCAGACAUGUCACCUGUUGCCUGGUUGGCAUCUUCAGUAAACCUUGCCUGGCUUAGCACCGAAAUGUUGGGUGAAGAGAUUCGCAGGUCGGUUCCACCAGAAGACGACGGCGAUUCCUCUUGA
Messenger RNA from Protopolystoma xenopodis, 255 nucleotides. Lineage: Eukaryota; Metazoa; Platyhelminthes; Monogenea; Polystomatidea; Polystomatidae. The record is from the annotation of a GenBank genome assembly.